AUGUACAAUAAGGUCUUGUGGUGCAUCUCCCAGACUAACCCCCACCGCAAGCUCUGCCAGACUCCAGUAUCUUCUAUCGCGACGCCAGUCUACAAGCAGCACUACUAUCUGAUCAAUGGUGAGUUGAUCUAUACCUGGUUCACCCUUGGCCUGUUCUUUGUGCUCGAGUUUGUCAUCAAAGUCCUUGCCAAUGGCUUCAUCUUUACCUUCAACGCCUACCUCCUCAACACCUGGAACCACGUCGACUUCCUUGUCCUGGGCACGCUGGUAUUGGAUAUCCUGGCCUCCUUGGUCUACGGUGGCCUGACCAGUCGGUUCACGCGCUCGCUCCGGGCGCUGCGGAUGAUCAACCUGACAAUGAGCAUGCGCGAGACGCUCUACAACGUGCUGAUCCUUGGCUUUGGGAACCUGAUGGAUGCCUCGGUCCUGAUGUAUGAUCAACAAGAUGCUGACGUCAAUAAGUACAACAAAAUCCCCAAACCGCUCCGGACGGCCGACAAGGUCGGAAUCUGUGGGAUCAAUGACAAGAUCCAAGACAGGAACCUCGACCUCAAACAGACUCCAGUCAUUGCCAGCUCUUCAAAAGACAAAGAAGCUUUUAUUUGGGAACUUGAUUGCAUCAUUUUUUGCGUUCUUGAUUUCAUUCCCCUAAAGAUGUUGGUGAGCAGAGCCCAGGAGGUCCCCGAGGACAAAGACAAAGGUGUUGCCGCAGACACAUUCUGA
Puccinia triticina is the source of this 723-nucleotide messenger RNA. RefSeq lists its product as uncharacterized. The transcript is spliced from 4 exons. The coding region runs from base 1 to 723 and encodes 240 amino acids. The record is from RefSeq and is a predicted model, not a curated record. Gene Ontology annotation, cellular component: membrane; voltage-gated calcium channel complex. Gene Ontology annotation, molecular function: high voltage-gated calcium channel activity. Lineage: Eukaryota; Fungi; Basidiomycota; Pucciniomycetes; Pucciniales; Pucciniaceae. Gene Ontology annotation, biological process: calcium ion import across plasma membrane.